Stylonychia lemnae is the source of this 1770-nucleotide messenger RNA. Lineage: Eukaryota; Ciliophora; Spirotrichea; Sporadotrichida; Oxytrichidae. The record is from the annotation of a GenBank genome assembly.
AUGGAGAGUAGCAACAUUUUGAAGCCAGAGUUCUACUAAAGUAUCUAAUAAAAUUGCUAAUUGUGGUAGCAAGAUGCCUUGGACACUUAUGAUGAUUUAGACAACAUUGAGAUUAUUUAAAAGGCAGAGGGAAACUUGAAGAUUCUGUUUGACGAAUAUGUGAUUAAAAUGUCAGUCAAAGCAUUGGCUAAUCACAUUAUUAACAAUCACAAACCCCUUCUCCAGCAAAUUCUAAAUCACUCCAAAGUCAAGGCCUAAGUAUAGCCACAGUAAGUGCCAGUCCAACAGCCAUAACAGUAGUAAUAAUUGCCUCCAUAGCAACAACAAAUCCCCCCUAAAAUGCAAAUCUAACAAAAUCAAUAGCUUCCUCACCAUAGUAGAGGUAAGAGCGCCAUCAAUGAAAAUCAAGUUCCUUAGAAAUAACUGCAUAUCAAUGACUAAUUAGACAAAAUUAUCAAUAGCAAAGAGCCUGUCAAUAUAAAUGUCAAGAUAUAAAAUAAUAUUGGAGCUCCCCAAAAUAAUGAGAAGUCACCCAUCUCUAAGGACUAAAUUUCCCCUAAUUAAUAGGUUGAUUAAAAUAAAAGCAAUCCAAAUAUGGCAGCUGCCUAGAAGAACCAAUGGAAUUUCAGAAAUUAGGCAUAGAAUAUGCCUGCUCCAUUUUAGUAAGAUGAAGAAUUGAAAAACGAGGGUAUACCUCAAGCAAAUUAAAAACCAAAAUCUAAAAGAAAUAAAUCUCAAAUUAAAGGAUCUGUAUCAUAGAAUAUUGCUCCUGAUUAAGAUGAUUAAUUAGCUUCAGCAGCAGUUAUUCAAAUUAAUAUUUACAAAGAUAUGGAGGCCAAUUUAUUAAGGGGUAUAGUUAAGGCUAAAAAUAAGGUAUUUACUAUAACUGACUAAGGCUGUCUAUUGGUACUCUCUGAAGACUUGCUGAGUAUUAUAAAGUCUAUCAAACUUGCUCAUGAUCUCCCGAGAUGCAUUGUAGGCUAUGAUAACCUCAUACUAAUUGGUGAGGAAAAGUUCAUUGAAGUCUUUAAUGCUGAUACACUAGAUAAAGUUACUGACAUCCCUACAAAUCAGAGAGUAUUUAAGAUAUUUGUGAGAUUCACCAAGAUCUUCACAGCUUAAGAUACUGGAGUUAUCUAGAUCUUUAAUUCUAAGACUUUUGCGCUUGAAUAUACUUUCUAGUUUCCAAAGAAGAACGGAAAGCCAUGCCACAUUCAUGACUUGAACAUAGUCUCAAGUUAAAUUGAUAAUAAAAUUCCAGAGUUUGCUAUAGCUACCACUGAAGGAUUAUACUUCAUUCAAUUAUCUAAAGUAGACAUCUCACAUAACUCUUUUGAGAUGAUUGAAAUUCCUAAUGAAUUUUACUUGACUGGACAAAUAGUUAAGAGUGUAGUCGAAGGCUAAGCUUAGUAACUUAUUGCUUCUGUCGUUGGAAGACUGUAUCUGAUUGAUAGAAAGUAAAACCAAGUUAGUUCUGUUGACCCAACUAAGACAUCAAUCAUUAAUGUAGGUCAAAAAGUUGCUGGAUUUAGCUUGACUAAAAGACCUUAUGUUAUUUUUAAAACAUCAAAUGAGUUGAUCAUUAUGAAUGUCAAUGAUUAUAAAUUGACAUAUCUUAGCAGCUCUAAAUUCUAAGAUUUGAGAGGAAUAACUCAGUUCUUCACAAUCGAGGAGAAUUCCUAAUUCAAACUCUAUGACUUAAGCUUCAUCAAAGGCUAGAAGAGAUGUAUAAAGGAACUUAUUCUUGAUUUCACCAAAUUAGAAGCAUGA